AUGUGUGGAGGAGGUUCCGCUGGCGGUACAGCUUCCACCAUCACAAAUGUUGCCAAUUGGACAGCCUGCUUCCAAGCUUGCGAUAACUACAAUGGAUGUACUGGGUUUACUUACAAUCAAGGCGCCGCUCUUGGUAACGGCGUAGGUCAGUGCUUGAUCAAGACGGAUAGUCCUCAAUCUUUUGUUAGCACAGCCAAUAUGCUAAGCACAAGAAUCGCUGGAUACCUCCGUCCGGUUACCACUACCUCGAGUUCUGUGGCAACAAGUGCAAUCGCGACUACAACUGCAAGCACCGUCUCGACAUCAGUCUCGAGUAGCUCAAGCCUUUCGAGCUCCAGCACAACGCCUUCCAUGACUUCCUUCAGCACAUCGACGAUUCUCUCGAGUUCUGUUACAACCUCCUCGCCAAGCGCAUCCAGCUCCAGCUCGUCUGUGACAUCGAGUUCUUCGGCGCUUUCCUCGUCAGACGCAUCGAGUUCCAGCUCGUCGGUGGUAUCUAGUUCUAGUACCUCAUCAACAGUAGUCGUUCCUUCCUCUACUCCGAUCGCCGCACCUUCUUGCCCUGCAUCGAAUGGCACGAUCUAUAGUGAUGCUGGUGGCCUCAACUACACCAUUCUCUGCACUUACGACACUUCCGCCAACACCAUUACCGCGGCUUCGAACAUCAAGAGCUUCGGAGACUGUGCCGGACUUUGCGAUAGCACUUCUGGAUGUACGGGUUUGACCUGGAACGGUACUGUUUGCUCUCUCAAGCAGUCGUUCGGCCAAUAUAUUCUUGGUGCUAUCAGGACUUGA
Messenger RNA from Aureobasidium musti, 795 nucleotides. The record is from the annotation of a GenBank genome assembly. NCBI's taxonomy places the organism in Eukaryota, Fungi, Ascomycota, Dothideomycetes, Dothideales, Saccotheciaceae.